CCUCAGAAAUGUCUUGGCAACGUAGACCAAAUGAACAUACUAAUGACAGCUGCAACUGUGGGAUGACCACUGACUCAUAUUACAGCACAGCCAUCAGCAAUAAACAGUUUACUAAUUCUAGCUUUGGCAAUUACCACUAUGCCUCGAUGAUACCUGAUUCCCCUCCUCCCCCUCCUCCUCCCCGGCCUUUACCGCCAUGCCCACAGACGUUAUCUCAUCCUCCUGAGCGCUCUUCUCUAAAGCCAAGCACUCUACCUGCCAAUUCAGCCCGCCCGGAUAGAUUUGAUUGGUUGAUAGCCUUUACCCCUGACACAGACACUCUGCCAAGAGAAAUCAAAAAACAUCUGACUGAAGCAACCCCCCAAAAAUCCAGUUCUGGUCCUAAAGUCACUACAUUUAAAGAACUGCGCAACAGAAACAAACAGGCCUCGCCACCAACUCAAGUCCAUCAAGAACCCGAUCCAGCAGUUAUAACUCCUGAUCCAGACUUCCUGUACAACCUCAAGUGGAGGAGAGAGAAGGCUGAUGGGGAUGGUUCACAGUGGGAGUACACGUCCCAAGCACAAGCUACCUUUCUUCAGCCACCACCCACACCUGAAUCAUUGGCUCGUUUGAGACAAACACGCCUGUUGAAUCUUAAGACAGAUGCAUCUCAGAGAUUUUAUCCCUCACCACUAAGUAAUGGCUCAGCCAAUAAGAACAUUGAGUUUAACUUUGGUGAGGACAGAAACCGAGAGCAUUACAGCAGAAAAGUGGAAGUUGGAGAGGACAAUGAUGUGAGAGGAAUGGCAGAUGGAGGACAAACGAGAGAGUCAAGAACCAGACCCGUCCGUAGUUUGUCGUUUGCUGGUUCUGCAGCAAAAGCGGGGGCCUGGAUGGGCGAUGGUGUGAGCCCCCGACUGCGAGGUGACGUCCUGCCGUCUCUUUGCCUACAGGAGAAAAAAGCUCUUGUUAGUGCCGUUAGUGUGGCAGUGGAAGCCAUUUUGGCUCAGUUCAGCUCCUCCAGGACUCUUGUGCAGAAGGCUCUCUCAGGAGACAGCAGCGUAAACCCGACCCUGGGUCGGCUGGUGUUGCAGUGCCUCUGCCCAGCCGUGUACAAUCUGCUUUGUGACGGACUCAAGCCGCAUCAAAGUGACGUCAUCGCAGGCAGGAGGCCAAAUUCACCCUGGGGGUUGGUUCAGGCCUCGACCAAACUAGGCCCCAUCACCCAGGCUUUGUACAGUCUGCAGACUAAAGUAGCUGCACUUCCUCAGCUUAAGCAGAGCCGACACAGGUUCAAUGCCUUCCUGUUCGGCCUCCUCAAUAUCAAGCGCCUUGAUUACUGGCUUUUACAUUUGCAGACCCGCCAUGAUGUGUUGGAAACCUAUUACUGGCCCACAUCCUUCAUGCGCCUUUCAGACACUUCUUGCCAGCCUCUGUUCGAUGAGCUCCUCCUCAUGCUCCAGCCUCUCUCUCUCCUGACAUUUAAUCUCGACCUGCUGUUCCAGCACCACCAUCUCGACCCCCUGUGCCCCGAGCUCACCCCUCCCAGCCGUAGCCCACACUUCUCCUGCUCAGGUCUUCCACAGAGCAGCGGGCAGCAUCUGAAGAGCGUUUCUGUGCACGGGCUCGACAGCGCGGCUCUAAAAGCAGACGGUCAUGAUUCAUUGACAAAGUCGCUCGAUCCAGGCCCCACCUACUGCAGAUCCGUACCGGCAAGCAGCAAAGGCCAGACAAGCCCACAGCUGCAGUGGCUACAGGAGAAGGAGAUAAUAGCACCUCCUAGUGUUUGGAGUGGGAAUAUCCUCGGCCAGCAGGCAGGUCAGGCUCUUCAGCAAGGAUGGGGGGCCAUGAUGCGCUGGGGUGAGCGUUUAGGACAGAACUGGAGCGGUUUCAUAUCCUCUGGUUCCUCAGAGGUGGAAAAGGGUGAAGCAGUUCCGGAUCUCAACACAUAUGCCAGUUCAGAAGGCCAGAAGUGUCCAGAUCAGGAGCCUCUGUCAGCUGAUGAAAUUGUUCCUUGGGGUUUGGGCCGACUGUUUGGAGCAUCCAAAAGCCCAAGUAACCCACCAACGAAACGGCGUCCCUCACAAUGGCUGUCUCCUGGUAUAACAGCUCUGUCCAACCUAACAAGUCCAGGUCGAACCUUUCUGCCUGAGCAAAUUGAGCCAGGAAGGAAUGAAGAAAGGGAGAAAGAAAAGAAUGAAGGAAGCAAAGAAACUGAAGACACGCCAAAGCCUCUGAGGGCUGUCCGAACCCUCUGUAACCACACCGGCACGGGCGUGGAGCUGAGCUUCAAAAAAGGAGAGGAGCUCCUACUGCUGGGGGGUGUGGAUCAAGACUGGAUUCGCUGUCGGCAAGGUGACAAAGAGGGUCUUGUCCCCAUUGGCUAUGCGUCGCUCAUCAUGUGACUUCCAUGAUUGUUACGUUUUUCUCCCUGCAUUUAUCAACAUACAUUAUUGUACAAAUGAGUCAUUUACAUAAAUAUAUACAGUAUAUUAAAAUAGAUUUCUAGAAUUAAGCUUCUACAUUUGACCGAGCUAGAUAGGCAGAUAGACAUGAACUAAAAGUGAAUAGAUGUUGUCUAGUCCAAGUCCAUGAUGAAUAGAAUUCAUUGUGUCACAUUAUAAAAAUAAUAUAAUCCAUACCAUACAGCUCACCCCAAAUAUCAAGCUUACUCUAUAAUUAUUAAAGAAAGCAGAUAUUGUAUACCUAUAUUUGUGUGCUUAUCUAAAAUAAAAGCUGCUGCUGGAGUUUCGUUCUAUUAGGUUUGUAUCAGCACCCCCCUGUAUGCUCUGGUGGCCAAAAGAUCGAAUCAAAAUCCUAUGAAGCAUGAAAACAAACCCCACAGCACAACAAUGGUAACUGAAACAAUAAUAAGAACGCUGUCCCAACUUAAACGCUCUUUAAUGUUUAAAAAAUCAUCAGAUUUUAGCUGUAAAAUCCUUAUUUCAUAUUCAUGUCUUACCACUGCUUUAUCCUGGUAAGAGUCACAGUGGGUCUGGUUUCCCUAGAAUCACUGGGCACAGUGCAGUAACACACCCCAGGCAGGAUGCCAAUCCAUCCUGUGGUCUCAGCCAUCCCAUCCAGACAACCAUAGCCAGUCAUGUCAUGAUUAUUAACAGAGGCAUUUUUGGUGUUUAUUUUUGGAGUGUGUGGUGGCACAGUGGCGCAAGUGGUAGCACUGUCAGCUCAAUGCAAGGGUUUGAUUCCGUGGCCAAGCAGCCAGGGUCCUUUUGCAUGUUCUCUUGUCAGGUGCUCCUGUUUUCAUCCACAGUCCAAAGACAUUCAGUCAGGCCAAGUGGAGCUACUAUAACUUGCCCUGAGUGUGUGUGUGUGUGUGUGUGUGUGUGCAUGUGUGUGUCUUCCCUGUGAUGGACUGGCAACCUGUCAGUGGUAAUUCUUGCCUUUUGUCCAGUGAAUGGGUGGCACGGUGGCUCACAGCAAGAAGGUCCUGGGUUCGACCUCCCAGGUGGAGUGGGCCGGGUCCUUUCUGUGUGGAGUUUGCAUGUUCUCCCCGUGUCUGUGUGGGUUUCCUCCGGGAGCUCCGGUUUUCUCCCACAGUCCAAAGACGUGCAAGUGAGGUGAAUUAGAGAUACUAAAUUGUCAUGACUGUGUUUGAUAUUGAACUUGUGAACUGAUGAAUCUUGUGUAAUGAGUGACUACCGUUCCUGUCAGUAAUGUAACCAAAGUGUAAAACAUGACGUUAAAAUCCUAAUAAAUACGUAUUGUCCAGUGUAUCAUAUCCAUGACCCUGACCAGGACAAAGUGGUGGUAAAACAGACAUCAAAUGAUUGAAUGUAUUUGGCCUACAAGGAAUGCUUUUGGCCAUCAUUAUGGCCCAGUUAGGACCAAACUUGAUUUAAAACCUACAAUGGCAGUAAUUUAGCCCCAGACCAGUUUUAAAAUGGUACCCAGAACCCAGCUGCUGAGAGAAAUAUUAUUCUGGUUUCUCAAAAUACAGUGUGAUGGUAAUGCACUCUUACCAUUUAUAAUCCUGAAGAUGUGUAACUACUAGUAUGGUUGAUGUUGCUCACUAGUGGCAGUAAAGUACUUGAACGUGAUAGUGUGCUAAUCAUUUUGAGUUGCUGGUGAUUUUUAAAUGUAUUUACUUGUGUGUUUAGAUUUUAUCACUGCAGGCUUGAUAUCAAUGACUAUGCAUAUACUGUACUGUACUAUUCACAAGCCUUGUCUCUGGGGUCGCCGUAUAUGACUGACUGCAGUACUCACGUUUGAUUUGAAAUGUGUGUGGAAAUGUCCUGAUUUCAGUUGCAUGAGCAUAUAUCAAAGAAAUGAUCAUAUCAUAUGUUUUAUUCACUUCAGAGCGCUUUGGCUUCGGUACAUGAACUAACUGUACAGUGGCUGUUAUGUACUAAAGAGUGCUGCAGUUCAUGCGUAGGGUAUAAUAAACAUUGUGAACAAAGCUGCUCAUCUGAAAGCUGAGAAAGUUAAAGCUUAAGAAAAAAUCCACCUUGGAACAAAUGCUAUUGUUCUAUUUAUUUUUUAUAUAUUGUUUUUUAAAUGUUUUGUUUACAUAUUUGUUUAUUUAAAUGUAUUAUUUUAAA
Molecule: messenger RNA, 4541 nt
Organism: Trichomycterus rosablanca
Lineage: Eukaryota; Metazoa; Chordata; Actinopteri; Siluriformes; Trichomycteridae
Gene: rusc1
Product: RUN and SH3 domain containing 1
Exons: 9
Coding region: 9-2387 (792 amino acids)
Cellular component (GO): cytoplasmic vesicle
Molecular function (GO): protein binding
Source: RefSeq, a predicted model, not a curated record